AUGGCUUUUUAUAAUUUUGCACUAAUGUUGGUAUUUGAAAAAAAAAUGGCACUGCAUUAUUUUAAAUGCUUUACUUUCCACUCUCAAGGUAAGUGAAACAUUGUUAUUGCUUCCAUUUAUUUUUCGAAGAGUUGUCCUUAAGUUUCCCUUUGACAUUUCUGUUUUUAAAGUGGAUGGAAAAGCUGAAAAUUCUAAAUCUUAGUCAUUCUUGUUGUCUGACACACACCCGACUUUUCAUACAUGCCUAAUCUUGAAAAGCUAGUACUCAAAGAUUGUCCAAUGUUGUCCGAGGUUUCUCCUAGCAUUGGAGAUCUCAGUGAAAUUCUUCUAAUAGAUUUGGAGGAUUGUGUUAGCCUUCAAAGCCUUCCAAGAAGCAUCUUUAAGUUGAAAUCUCUCAAAACUCUCAUUCUUUCAGGGUGUAUAAUGAUUGACAAGUUGGAAGAGGACAUAGAACAAAUGGAAUCUUUAACCACUCUGCUUGCACAUAAAACUGCAAUAAAAAGAAUACCCUUUUCAGUAGUAAGGUCAAAAAGCAUUGGAUACAUCUCUUUGUGCGGCUAUGAAGGAUUUUCACGUGAUGUGUUUAUCAUUCAUUCUUGGAUGUCACCAACAAAUAAUCACCCAUCCCCAUUUCAAACAUCUGACAUCAUGUCAUCUCUUGUUCCUUUAGAUGUACCACAUAGUAGUUCCCAGGAACUAUCAUCGAUUUCCCAGUGUCUUCCAAGUCUUCAAAGUCUUUGUGUGGAGUGUAGCUCGGAACUUCAACUUUCUCAUGAUGCAGCAAUAAUUUUGGAUGCCUUGUAUGCCACAAAUUAUAAGGAGUUGGAAUCAACUACAGCUACAUCAAAAGUAUCAAAACAUUCCUUGAAGUCUCUUUUAAUUCAAAUUGGAAUGAAUUGCCAAGCCACUAAUAUUCUGAAAGAGAUAAUUUUACAGAAUAUGGAUCUCAAUAGGAGUAGUGGUUGUUUGCUUCCUGGUGAUAGUUAUCCAAAUUGGUUAACCUUUAUUUCAGAAGUUUCUUCUGUGAAAUUUGAAGUUCCUCAAGUGGAAGGGCGUGACUUGAAGACAAUGAUGUGCAUAGUCUAUACUUCAACCCCUGGUAACGUAACAUCAAGUGGCCUUAAAAACAUGUUAGUGAAAAAUUACACAAAGGCCACCAUUCGGCUCUAUAAGAGUGAGGCAUUAGUUUCCUUUGAAGAUGAGGAGGGGCAGAGGUUAGUAUCAAGUAUAGAACCCAGUAACAAAGUGGAGGUCAUUUUUGUUUUCGAGAAUGAUUGCAUUGUGAAAAAGACAGUAGUUUAUCUCGUAUAUGAUGAACCAUCUGUCAAGAGAUUCUCUACUGAAGAGGAGCCCACUGAUGACCUUAAUCAGAACAGAAAGAAGAAAAACUGA
This is a messenger RNA of Medicago truncatula (barrel medic), 1392 nucleotides long. RefSeq names its product disease resistance protein TAO1. Bases 241 to 1392 code for a protein of 383 amino acids. Lineage: Eukaryota; Viridiplantae; Streptophyta; Magnoliopsida; Fabales; Fabaceae. The transcript has 2 exons. The record is from RefSeq and is a predicted model, not a curated record.